GGGCGAUUGAGACCUGCCAAGUAAUGAAUUACACAGUACCAAAAUAUGCUCAAGUAAUCAUCAAUGUUUGGUCUAUUGGGCGUGAUCCAUCUUUAUGGGAUGAGCCACUUAAGUUCAGACCAGAGAGAUUUCUUACCUCGUCUUUGGAUUUUAAAGGAAACAACUUUGAAUUCUUACCAUUUAGUGCAGGAAGGAGGAUCUGCCCUGGCUUUCCCAUGGCUGCAAAGACUGUUCCAUUGAUUCUUGCCUCUUUGAUAUAUUUUUUCGACUGGUCUCUUCCACAUGGAAAUGAUCCAAAAGAGCUAAACAUGAAUGAGAAAUUUGGUGUAACAAUGCAGAUGGAACAUCCAUUGGUGCUGGUUCCAAAGGCCAGAAAAUGAUUACACUGUACUGUCGGUUAAUAAGAACUACUUCAGACUUUAUUGUAUUCUGGGGAGCUGUUCCCCUAUAAUUAUUUUGCAUUACUGUAAUCAGAAUUGGUGGGACCAUAUUAUGUUUAAGGAAUACGGCAUUGUGUAACGUGCCUGGAAAUAAUAGAGUGCAGACAUAUUAUUCUGAUAAGGCUUCAUCGAUUUUUGAUUUCUUGGUCAA
Messenger RNA from Olea europaea var. sylvestris, 591 nucleotides. Its product is annotated as (S)-N-methylcoclaurine 3'-hydroxylase isozyme 1-like. The record is from RefSeq and is a predicted model, not a curated record. Lineage: Eukaryota; Viridiplantae; Streptophyta; Magnoliopsida; Lamiales; Oleaceae. The transcript has a single exon. Gene Ontology annotation, molecular function: heme binding; monooxygenase activity; oxidoreductase activity, acting on paired donors, with incorporation or reduction of molecular oxygen. The coding region runs from base 24 to 380 and encodes 118 amino acids.